This is a messenger RNA of Brassica napus (rape), 1603 nucleotides long. RefSeq names its product putative F-box protein At3g24580. The transcript is spliced from 2 exons. The record is from RefSeq and is a predicted model, not a curated record. Bases 272 to 1441 code for a protein of 389 amino acids. Lineage: Eukaryota; Viridiplantae; Streptophyta; Magnoliopsida; Brassicales; Brassicaceae. Gene Ontology annotation, molecular function: protein binding.
UGUUGUUUUAUCACAAACUCUUUUCCUUUUUCCUUUUGGUUUUCAUCUCUCCUAGGUUCUUCUGUCUUAAUUCGAUUCCUGUUCCUUGAGUGUUUCUGCUUUUUCUUUUGUUCUUCUCUUAAUUAAUUAAUUUGGGUUCUUGUAUCGUAAUCGAAUCGUAAUAAGGAGAGGCGGAAGAAAUCUGUAAUCUCAAGACAGAACGAGAACGAGGACAAGAAUGACAAGUUUUUUUUGGGGUUAAAUAAAUAGAUUUAUCAAGAAGAAGAAGAAGAUGUCGGAUCUUCCAAGGGAUAUCGAGGAAGAGGUGCUAUGUCGAGUUCCGUUGACAUCUCUGGGAUUUGUCCGAUCUACUUGCAAAAGUUGGAACAUGUUGUCGAGAUGUGAUCACUUAUUUGCAAACAAGCACCUUGCUCAUCUAGCAAAGAAGAAGGACCACCCUCUUGUGGUUAUGAUGAUCGAUUAUAGGGUUCAGUUGAUGAGAUUGAAUCUUUCCGACGAAGAUGAAGUUGUUGUUGUAAAUCCUGAAGCUAAACUUAUUGGCUUAGAUCAAAUCGAUGUGUGUACAAUCUUUCACUGCGACGGUUUAUUGUUCUGCAUUCCCAAAGAAUUAGACCGGCUAUUGGUUUGGAAUCCCUAUUGGGGGCGGGGGCAACUCAGGUGGAUCGAGCACACACAUAAUCACCACGUACUGGAUCGCUUUGGUCGUUUGGACAGGUACACGUAUGGUCUCGGAUACAACAAUACUAGUUCCCAGUACAAAAUCCUGAGAUUUGUUGAUUAUCCCCCAAAAUUCGUUGAGUUCAAAAUCUACGACUUCAACUCUGAUUCAUGGAGGAUUCUUGAUCUCGACAAGAACUGGUGCAUAAAUGUUGGUGAACGCGGCCUAUCUUUGAAGGGAAAUACCUACUGGUUUGCAACCAUUAGUUUCUUAAUCUGUUUUGAUUUCUCAACAGAGACAUUCUCCCUGCCUUUCCCUCUCCCCUUUGAGGCUUUUCCUGGAGACGCUUUGAGUUUAUCAUCAUCAUCAUCAUCAAGUGUUGGAGGAGAAUAUCCUCCGCAGCAGCUUCUGGUUUUAUUCCAGUCCCAGCAUACAUUGGAGAUGGAGAUCUGGGUUUCCAAUACGAUUGAGCUGCCCAAUGCCCUGUCCUGGAACAGCAAGGUUUUCUUGUCGGCCAAUAUCCAACAACUCAUUCCCCACCGGUGGGUUUUCAUGAGAUCUGUGUCUUUCUUCAUUGACCAGGAGAAAAAAAUCGCUGUGUUUUUUGAUAAAAACGGCCGUAAUGGUACCUCCACUCGUGAAAUAGCUUACAUCUUUUUUGGAGGAGGAGUGGAUGAUGAUGGAUCAUGCUCCUUUAAACAACAAGUUGUAAAAGAAUCUGUGUACCCAUUUUGUUAUUCACAUGCUUGCUAUUAUGUUCCAAGCUUAGUGCAACUCAACUAGUAGUCCACCUAUUAUCAUUAUUAUUAUUUAUCUCUCUGUUUUUUUUCCAUCCUUUUUGUUUGCCGUAUUAGACUUUUGGCUUCACAGCCUCUUGCUUUCGAGUGCCUCUCUUUGUCCAAUGUUUAGAUCAUUCUAAGGAAUAAGAUCAGAGUUUGUGGUGAA